AGUUGGCAGGUGGAGUGGAAGGUUGGGAGGGGAAGUCGGGGGAGGAGGCGGAAGAGGAGCCGUAGGAAGGGGGAGGAGGGAGGAAGGGAGGGAGGAAAAGAGGAGGCGGAGAACUGAGGAGAGCAGAGCUUCGAGCCAAAGGGGAGAUGAGUUUGUCUGUCCUCGGCUGAGGCUCCGGCCGGGCCUAGGGAACUGGGAGUUCGGGUUGGAGCGACACCCGUGGAAGUGGGAGGAGGUGACUCUGGGACUUUAACCCCUUGUGGGCUCUGCGGCAGGGGACUUAACCCUUUGUGGAUGCGGCCCCUCGGAGGUAGCGUCAUCUGGUAGUUUUAACCCCUUCGGGGCUGGGUUUAACCCGUUGGACUUAAUCUCAUCGCUUUGCCCACCAACUCCUCGGGCGUGGGGGCGCUCCUCCGCCCAUUACUGCUGCUGCAUCCCCUUGGACCCGCUAAGCUGCCCGCAUUGUGGGGGCUUAACCCUUUAGUGACUUGGGUUCCCCGAAAUUGCAAUUGGAGUUUCCUGACAGGUUUGGCGAAAGGCAUCGCUGCAAGAAUUACAGACCGAAGAGGACACUAUUGGAGAACAUUUUUUUUCUUUAAAGAAAAACCUCUCUUUUUCCUUAAGGACUUACAGCCCACAAUUUUCAAACUUCGAGAAGAGGACUAUAUCAACAUGGCCGAGCCACUUCUGUCAGAAUAUCAGCAUAAGCCUCAAACUAGCAACUGUACAGGUGCUGAUGCUGUCCACGAAGAGCGGAAUCCGGAUCGCCCCCCAGGAGCAGAGGAACGUGUGCCCGAGAAGGACAGUAGGUGGCAACCGAGAGCGUCCCCCCGAUCGGGUGGCGGUCGGGAGCAGGAGGGGGAAGGGACCCUGGAGCGCCAGCCACCACCUCUGCAGACCCAGGUCUAUCCAGAACCUAGCUGUCCGGAAGUGGGUGAGAAGGGCCAGAAUGGGGAUGACCUGUCCGCUGGUGGGACUCCCCCACCGGCAGCCGGCGGGGAACCGAGGCCCGAGGCCGAGGCGCUCACCCAGCCGUGUCUUGACUCUGAAGCCAACAAGUUGGGGGCUCCUGCCGCAAUGGGCGAAGAGGCGUGGGGGCAGCAGCAGAGACAACUGGGCAAGAAAAAGCAUAGGAGACGCCCCUCCAAGAAGAAACGGCAUUGGAAACCGUACUACAAGCUGACCUGGGAGGAGAAGAAAAAGUUUGACGAGAAACAGAGCCUGCGAGCUUCAAGGAUUCGAGCCGAGAUGUUUGCCAAGGGCCAGCCAGUCGCGCCCUAUAACACCACUCAGUUUCUCAUGGAUGAUCACGACCAGGAGGAGCCAGAUCUCAAAACCGGCCUGUACCCAAGGCGGGCCGCCGCCAAAUCCGACGACACCAGCGAUGAGGACUUUAUGGAAGAAGCGGGCGAGGAGGAUGGGGGCAGCGACGGGAUGGGAGGAGAUGGCAGCGAGUUUCUGCAGCGGGACUUCUCGGAGACGUACGAGCGGUACCACGCAGAGAGCUUGCAAAACAUGAGCAAGCAGGAGCUCAUCAAGGAGUACCUGGAGCUGGAGAAGUGCCUCUCGCGCAUGGAGGACGAGAAUAACCGGCUGCGGCUGGAAAGCAAGCGACUGGGUGGCGACGACGCGCGUGUGCGGGAGCUGGAGCUGGAGCUGGCCCGGCUGCGCGCCGAGAACCUCCAGCUGCUGACAGAGAACGAACUGCACCGGCAGCAGGAGCGAGCGCCCUUGGCCAAGUUCGGAGACUAGACAAACUUUUGGGGGGGAGGGGGUAAUGGGGACUUUUUACACUGAUAGAGAAUGUAACAUUAUAUACAUGUGUAUAUAAGACAGUGGUCCUUUUUAAUGACACAUAAUCCGAAAAGAAAUUCCCCCUAGCUUUGGUUUAUUUGGUAAAUUUAGCUAUGAUGUAGCUUGUGUGCUUUUUCCUAUUCUUUAUGUGAAACUGAAGGGUUGCUUUCUUUGUUUUCCUUUUUAGAAGUUUUUUUUAAUGUGUAAGUAAUUUGACCAAGUUAUAAAAUGCAUUUUUCUGUU
Manis pentadactyla (Chinese pangolin) is the source of this 2037-nucleotide messenger RNA. RefSeq names its product HEXIM P-TEFb complex subunit 1 (gene HEXIM1). The transcript has a single exon. Gene Ontology annotation, biological process: negative regulation of transcription by RNA polymerase II; negative regulation of cyclin-dependent protein serine/threonine kinase activity. NCBI's taxonomy places the organism in Eukaryota, Metazoa, Chordata, Mammalia, Pholidota, Manidae. Gene Ontology annotation, molecular function: 7SK snRNA binding; cyclin-dependent protein serine/threonine kinase inhibitor activity. The coding region runs from base 673 to 1752 and encodes 359 amino acids. Gene Ontology annotation, cellular component: nucleus; cytoplasm; nucleoplasm. The record is from RefSeq and is a predicted model, not a curated record.